AUGAAAUUGGGAAGUGUAUUUAAUCCAAGAGGUGUCCUUGAAAUAAACUACAAGAUAUCUUCUAUAGAUGCUUAUUAAAAUGUCUUAUACACUGGAGAUGAGAAAGGCACAUUAUAUAGGUAAAGGAUUAGUUGAAUUAGAUAUCAAUUGUAGCCAGAUUAAGCCAUGAUUAUACAAGCAAAUUAAGCAUAAUCCAAAUCUUUAACUAAAUCAAGGAUUGAUUAAAUAAAAGUUUUCCCUUAAACAAAUGCUAAUCUUUUGGUUUUAUCAGAUCAGACAUUGUUUUUUGUUGAAGAAAAGACUCUAAAAGGGGAAUAGAUUUCCAAAGAAAAGGUAUCAUUAUUUGCCUUAAACGAAUUUUCAAAAAUUAAUUAACUUGAGAUUGUAAUAGUGACUAAGAAGAAAGAAGGCUUCAUUUUAUAAUACAAUUAGAAAGCAGGAAAAUUUGAAUGUUUGAGGGAGAGAUUCUUGUUGCCAGAUAUUCCUGUAACGAUUGCAUUUAUAGGGACCUUAUUCUAUUUUGGAAUAUCAAAGAAAAAUUAUUCUGUGAUAAAUCUUGAUGAUAAGUAACUUUAGGUAGCCAAUUUAAUUGUGGAUAUUGGUACUAAUCCAUAUCUCAAGGCAACUGAUAAUGAUGAAUUAUUAAUAAUAACUACUAACAAUAUUGGUAUUUUUAUUGGUAAGGAUGGCUAAAUCAAAUAGAAGAGCACUAUCCAAAUACAAAACAAAUCAAUACAAAUAAUAACUAUAUAUAAGUAAUAUCUGAUAGUAUUAUUCGAUAACUUAAUACAAGUGUUCAAUUUAUUGGAUUCUAAACCAAUGAGUGAGAUCUAAUUGUCGUCAUCAGCAAAAUGUAUAACUUAAACAUCAAACCAUUUAUUUUAUGGAAGCUCUAGUGAAGUAUGAAUUAUUUCAUCAACAUUUUUAGAUCAUAUACUUAUAUUAAACACCGCCUGAACAAUAGAUAUAAGAUUUACUAAAGUAGGGGAAAGUGGAAGAUGCACUCCAAGUAUUUUAACAAUACAAUUAAAACUAAGAUGCAUAAAAGAAUUAAUAAUUGGAAUAGUUAAAAUUGGAUUGUGGUUGGGCUUUGAUUAGAUAGAUGUAGUUUUAGAAUUCAUUGAAUUAUAUAUUAUAGACAAAUUUUGAACCAAGAGAUUUCAUUUGUUUGUUCCCAGAUUAUUACUAUGCUGUAGAGAAAUUAGAAUCAGUUAAUCCAAAUCCAUCUUAAAAUACGAUAUCACUAAUUAUUGCCAAAUAUGUAUAAGAAUAAAAUAAAGGUGAUCCUAAGAAGAGUUAAGAAUUGAAAAUAUAAGCUAGAGAUUUCUUGAUUGAAAUUUUAGAAAAGAAGAGGGCCGUACUAACUUCAACUUAAUAUGCUUAUUCUAUGAAGGAUAAAUUGAAUUUACUAACAAGUACUUAGAUUUUCAAUUAAAAUUAAUGGCAUGCAAUACAAUGUGAAUAACUUUUGGAACUUAUAGAUUUUGCAUUGAUAAAGGCCUAUCUAGAGGCUUAAUUAUUACCAAAAUUAAAGAACUUUUUAUCUUGUAAUCAAAUAUAUUGUUUAUCUAUGUACCCCGAAUUAUAAGCCAUAUUUUAAAAUAAUAAAGCAAUUGAAUAAUAAUAAGGUAUAUUAGCUAGGUUUUAUGAAUCAUUUAAUAAAAUUGAUUUGUCUUUGGAAGUCUGGAGGACAAUUGGUGGUGAUUCUUUGAAUUAAUAAGUUCAAUAAGAGGCCUGUGAGGAAACUACUCGAAUUCUUAAGUAGAACCCAGAAAGGAAUAGAAUAUUCAAGUUCAUUCAAUGGGUUUUGAAAAAGUAAUUCAAAACUGGAAUUUAAAUCUUUUACGUUAGUGAAAGCAUAAUAUCACCAGAUUAAAUGCUAAAAUUUUUGGAUGAAGAAAAGGAACAAGAUCUAAAGAGGAAACUCAAAGAGAAAUAUUUAGAAGUCUUAGUAUUGGAAAAGUCGACAGAGGAAGAAAGAUUCCAUACUCAAUUAGUAUACUCUUACAUCGAUUUUUUAUAUACCAUAUUUCCUAAAGAAAUGUAGCCAUCUUAAAUUGAUAUGAAGAAGAAUUAGGUUGCAUAGGAAACAUAUUAAUCAUUAAAAAAGUUCUUGAAAAAUCCAAAUGCCAAAUAUAAUUCCUCAAGCAUUUUGGAAAAGAAAGUAAAGGAUUCUUGGAUGAUUUAGGAAGUGAUACUGUUGUAUGGUAGGGAAAAGAGACAUGAGGAAGCAUUAAGUUAAUUAUUAAAUCUUGGAUUUUAUGAAUGGGCUGAAAAAUAUUGUUGUGAGUAUACUGAUAAUUUAUUGACUAAACUCUUCAAAAAGGUAUGAAUUCUCUGUAAUUUAAAGUAUAAAGAGCUAUAUUUCUUUUUGGAGGGAAAAUAGAAGGAAAGACCAACAGAUCAGUAAACAUUAUUCGCGUUUAAUUAAGUUAAAGUAAUUCAAAUAUUCAUUCAAAAUAUAGUUUACAAUCAACAAUUUUUUGAAAAAAUAUGCAACACACUCUUAACUAAAUGCUUUAGAAGUAUUAGAAAUGAUACCUGAGAAUUGGAUACUUGCUGAUUAAGGCGAAGAUGAUGGAUUAUUUUAAUUUUUAAAUAGUGUAAUAAGUAAUAAUAUACUUUACAUUUAGGCCACACAUUGCAUUAAAAGAGGUCAACAAAAGCUGCAUUUCAUCUAUCUGACAUGGAUUUAUUGAAUGUUGAAUGCUUGAAUGCCAGUACCAAGUAAGCAAAUGUAAGGAUUACAUCUGAAAAAAAGUGUGCAGUUUGUAGUAGAUCGAUUGGUGAAAAGGUAAAUAUAGUUUUUAUCACUUAGGUGUUUGUUGUGUAUCCUAAUGGUGUUAUUGCCCAUCACACGUGUAUAAAAAGUAAUACUAUAUGUCCAUAGACGGAUAAGGAUUUUGAAAAGUAUUUUAAAAUGUGA
Messenger RNA from Paramecium octaurelia, 2926 nucleotides. The record is from the annotation of a GenBank genome assembly. NCBI's taxonomy places the organism in Eukaryota, Ciliophora, Oligohymenophorea, Peniculida, Parameciidae.